CCUAGUUUUCGGCGGUGAGGUUAGCCGGUUGAGACACCCGCCUCACUGGGACCUGAAAUGGCCUCCGGAGCACGUGCAACGGCCCGCCUCCGCAACCGGCCCUGGCACACGUUACGCUUAGGGCAUGUUCGCUGCACUAAAGGGCCAGCGUCCACCUGUAAAACGCGUUAAGUGUGAGGGACUUGUAGGAGGGCUAGGGCUUCUGGCAGGCAGGGCAUUUCCAGAUAGCGGCACUGCACUGACAAGUGUUGGCUUGGGUGGGUUGAUUGCUCACCAGCUCCAGUGCCGGAGGGCUGGGUCUGGGAAGCGGUGUUUGCUGCCUGGCUGGUGACUCCAGCCCUGCCUGCAGCCUGGUGAGCAGCGCCCUGCCAUUGCUCUGAGCACCUCCUCUAGCCACUGGUAGUGCUGUGUGCCAUCUAAGUAAAGCCCCUGCUAUGUGUCUGUGCCCUUGUUUUACCCAUGCUGAGCUCGUCGGAGGACUGGGGUCCUAGCUUGUAAAACUGGCAUUAAAGCAGCAGCACUAUUGCUAGGAGCAGGGAACCUACUCUAUUUUGUCUUUCCAGGGAGGGUUGAAAAAAAGGCAGAUUGAACUCCCUUUGUUCUCUUUCCCCCUUCCCAUUUUAAAAACAGCCACAGGCUGGGAGCUCCUGGGACACAAGUUAUAAAAGAUGCCACAUUUUUAAACAUUGUUAUCUGAUACCUCAUGCAAUGAGGGGUCAGAUUUUCUUUCACCCGAUUGGCCAUUUUUUAAACCGUCCACAGCCGUGCACUUGUGUUUGGUCACGGCUAUAAACUGCUUUCUGUGGCCAGAUUGGGCAAAAAUUGUCAGUUCUGUCCACACCUAAUUUGUUUGCUAAGUUUGACCCUGCAGAAAGGUUCAUCUUUUUACUUGAAUAUCCUGUGAGGGUCUCCACUGGCCGAACAAGAAGUGGGAAAGACACCUGUGCCAUUUUGAUGGGAGAUACUGAAGUAAGGAGCAACAUGCAGAUGUAAAAGCCAAGCAUGUGCGCACGCUUCCCACAGGACUCAGCUCUGAGUCACUGCUGCGUGGGCUACUGAACCCGUUUUUCUAGUCAGAAUUACAAAGCUGCUUUGGAAGAACAUGGGUUUUGCUGCCACAUGUCAUUAAUGAUGUGAUGACCACCUAAAAUCCAAUCCGACCCCUGCGUGAUUCCCCAGCUCCAGGUUGAGUGUGUCCUACAACUGAUGGCCCUUAAUACAGACCCACAGUAUAAAUGAAAACAGAUUGAGCCCACAACAAAUCCUUCUUUCAGUGGCAUUUGUGAGUAGGCUGUGCAUGAGCACCUUACGUGCAGGAUGCCUUAUUUUUACCGGCUCCAUUUUUAAAAGACCAUGUUAGAAAAAUGGAGGUGGCAACAGAUCACCCUGGCACAAACCCCGUGGGGGUGGGCGGCACCUCCAGCCCGCAGGCGCCGAGGCCCACGCUGUGAACACGCGCUGUCACGCAACAGCCGGCAACGCGCUAGGCCUCGCGGGCCCACAGUCCCCAGCAUGCUGCGCGCCGCGAGGCGGGGAUCUAUCCCAGCAUGCCAGGCGGCGCCGGCCCUGAUGGCGAGGGAAGGAUGAAGAUGAGGCAUCAGUGUGAAACAUCCAAGAAAAUGGCAGAUCUGGCUCCAGAAUAUAUAGAGAAAGAAGUUUUCAGUAAGGAUGUUUGUAGAUUCCUCUGCAGGAGAAAGGGGUGAAGCUGAUGAUAAUAAUAGGAAACAAGGAAUAUAGCAAUAGAGAUGGAUGAACAAGCCCUUCUAGGGCUAAACCCUAAUGCUGAUGCAGAUUUCAGGCAAAGGGCAUUGGCUUAUUUUGAACAGCUGAAGAUAUCCCAGGAUGCCUGGCAAGUCUGUGCAGAAGCAUUAGCCCAACGCAUAUACAGUGAUGAUCACAUCAAGUUCUUCUGCUUUCAAGUUCUGGAACAUCAAAUUAAAUUCAAAUAUUCUGAACUUACUGAAGUCCAGCAGCAGCUAAUUAGGGAAACGCUUAUAACAUGGCUACAAGCUCAGAUGGUGAAUCCCCAGCCAGAAAAAACUUUUAUUCGCAACAAAGCAGCCCAAGUCUUUGCUAUGCUGUUUGUUACAGAGUAUCUCACAAAAUGGCCCAAGUUUUUUUUUGAUAUUUUGUCAGUAGUUGAUCUUAACCCUCGAGGAGUGGAUAUGUACCUCAGAAUUCUUAUGGCUGUUGAUGCUGAGCUGGUAGACCGGGAUGUAGUUCACACAUCAGAGGAGGCCCGUAGGAAUACCUUAUUGAAAGACACCAUGAGGGAACAGUGCAUUCCAAGUCUGGUGGAAUCGUGGUACCAAAUCUUACAAAAUUAUCAAUAUACUAAUUCAGAGUUGACCUGCCAGUGCCUUGAAGUAGUUGGAGCUUAUGUCUCCUGGAUAGACUUGAACCUGAUAGCCAAUGAAAGGUUUAUAAAUAUGCUGCUAGGUCACAUGUCUGUAGAGGUUCUCCGGGAAGAAGCAUGUGACUGUUUGUUUGAAAUUGUAAAUAAGGGAAUGGAUCCAGUUGAUAAAACAAAAUUGGUAGAAUCUUUGUGUCAAGUGUUACAGUCUGCUGGCCUCUUCAGUAUUGAUCAGGAAGAUGAUGUGGAUUUUCUAGCCAGAUUUUCUAAACUGGUUAAUGGAAUGGGCCAAGCACUCAUAACCAGCUGGACAAAACUGGUAAAAAGUGGGGAUAUGAAGAGUGCUCAAGACACCUUGCAGGCUAUUGAAGCAAAAGUAGCCCUAAUGUUGCAACUGCUAAUUCAUGAAGAUGAUGACAUCUCAUCUAAUAUUAUUGGGUUUUGCUAUGACUACCUUCACAUCUUGAAACAGCUUUCUGCGUUAUCAGACCAGCAAAAAACUAAUGUAGAGGCAGUUAUGUUGGCUGUUAUGAAGAAAUUGACCUACGAUGAAGAAUAUAACUUUGAAAAUGAGGGUGAAGAUGAAGCAAUGUUUGUGGAGUACAGGAAACAGCUGAAACUACUGUUGGACAGACUAGCUCAGGUCUCACCAGAGUUACUUUUGGCUUCUGUCCGAAGAGUUUUUAACACUACGCUUCAAAACUGGCAAACUACACGGUUUAUGGAAGUAGAAGUAGCGAUAAGGCUGCUGUAUAUGCUGGCUGAGGCUCUCCCUGUAUCACAUGGGGCUCAUUUCUCUGGUGAUGUUACAAAAGCUACUGCUUUGCAGGAUAUGAUGAGAACUCUGGUAACAUCUGGUGUUAGUGCCUAUGAACAUACAUCAGUGACACUGGAAUUUUUUGAAACGGUGGUUAGAUAUGAAAAGUUUUUUGCUGUUGAACACCAGCACAUUCCAAAUGUUUUGAUGGCAUUUUUGGAUCAUCGAGGUCUUCGCCAUACUAAUGCAAAAGUGCGAAGCAGAACAGCUUACCUCUUCUCAAGAUUUGUCAAGUCUCUUAAUAAACAAAUGAAUCCCUUUAUUGAAGAUGUUUUGAACAGGAUACAAGAUCUGCUAGAACUUUCUCCACCUGAAAAUGGUUACCAGGCUUUAUUAAGCAGCGAUGAUCAACUGUUUAUUUAUGAAACAGCUGGGGUCCUGAUAGUUAACAGUGAAUAUUCUGCAGAAAGAAAACAGGCCCUCAUGAGGAAUCUGUUGACUCCACUAAUGGAAAAAUUUAAAGUGCUGUUAGAAAAGCUGAUGAUGGCACAAGAUGAAGACAGACAGAUGGCACUGGCUGACUGCCUCAAUCAUGCAGUUGGCUUUGCUAGCCGAACCAGCAAAGCAUUCAGCAACAAGCAGACAGUAAAACAGUGUGGCUGCUCUGAAGUAUAUCUGGACUGCUUACAGACAUUUUUGCCAGCUCUCAGCUGUCCCUUACAGAAAGAAGUUCUCAGAAGUGGCGUCCGCACUUUCCUUCAUCGCAUGAUUAUUUGCUUAGAAGAAGAAGUUCUUCCAUUCAUCCCUUCUGCCUCAGAACAUAUGCUUAAGGAUUGUGAAGCAAAAGAUCUUCAAGAAUUCAUUCCUCUCAUAAAUCAAAUAACAGCUAAGUUCAAGCGAAAUUUACAGACCCAGGUUUCUCCAUUUCUGCAGCAAAUGUUUAUGCCGCUACUUCAUGCUAUUUUUGAAGUGUUGCUCCGCCCAGCAGAAGAAAAUGACCAGUCUGCUGCUUUAGAAAAGCAAAUGUUACGGAGGAGUUAUUUUGCCUUCUUACAGACGGUCACUGGUAGUGGUAUGAGUGAAGUCAUAGCUAAUCAGGGUGCCGAGAACGUGGAGCGAAUAUUGAUCACUAUCAUUCAAGGAGCAGUGGAAUAUCCAGAUCCUAUUGCACAGAAAACUUGCUUUAUUAUUCUUUCAAAGUUGGUAGAGCUUUGGGGAGGCAAAGAUGGACCAGUGGGUUUUGCAGACUUUGUCUACAAACACAUUGUUCCUGCAUGUUUCUUGGCACCUUUAAAACAAACAUUUGACUUGGCAGAUGCACAGACAGUAUUGGCUUUAUCAGAAUGUGCAGUAACAUUAAAAACAAUUCAUCUCAAAAGGGGUCCUGAAUGUAUUCAGUAUCUUCAGCAAGAGUAUCUGCCUUCCCUGCAGGUAGCUCCUGAAAUAAUCCAGGAGUUUUGUCAAGUGCUUCAGCAACCUGAUGCUAAAGUUUUUAAAAAUUACUUAAAGGUAUUCUUUCAGAGAGCAAAGCCCUAAGGAAAAUACUGGAAUCUCAUGUACCUGUUUUCAUAAUCAGAAAGUCCAGUUAUUAAUUUAUAAAAAUGCUAACUUUUGUGCCAUUUAAACUGGUUUUGUUUUUAAUGAUGUUACUUUGUGCUUACAACGGAACAUUAUUUUAGCCUUUGUGUAAAAAAUGCAAAAGAAUAUGCCCCCACUUCUGCAUUUUGCAAACAUGCAAGGUAUGUGACAACAUGAAAAGUUGCCUUCAUGCCUGCACCAACAUGUUUUACUUUGUAUAGGAUGAUUUAAGUUUAUGCUGUAACAAAUACACCAAUGAAAUAUCUGGUUUUUAUUUUUGAAAUUAAAUGUAAAAAUCCCUUCUAAGACCAUAGCAGUGGUUAUUAAACUGUGUACAUUUUUUAAAAUAAAGAAUUACAUGUUUUCAUAAGAUACAUAUUUCAGUUCAUGUAUGAUGACAUGAAAAAUAAAGCAAUCAAACUCAUUUUUGU
This is a messenger RNA of Alligator sinensis (Chinese alligator), 5119 nucleotides long. It is a transcript of the gene XPOT, whose product is annotated as exportin for tRNA. The record is from RefSeq and is a predicted model, not a curated record. NCBI's taxonomy places the organism in Eukaryota, Metazoa, Chordata, Crocodylia, Alligatoridae. The transcript is spliced from 27 exons. Gene Ontology annotation, biological process: tRNA re-export from nucleus. Gene Ontology annotation, molecular function: small GTPase binding; tRNA binding. The coding region runs from base 1746 to 4646 and encodes 966 amino acids. Gene Ontology annotation, cellular component: nuclear matrix; cytoplasm; nuclear pore.